AGAUGCACUGAUGAAUGAGCUAAUACAAAUUAUGGCGGAAAGCCUCACUUCGACGAAUUGUGAGGACUUUCCAAAUGGAACGCUUUGUGAUGGAACAAGCCUUCUGAUUACCACUAUUGCUUUAAAGGAGGAGGAAGAAAUAUGGACUGAAGAUGUUAUUCAAAGAGUAGUUUCAAUAGUGAUCAUCAUGGUUUUAACAUUUAUCGGAAACACCGCCAUAAUACUCGUAUUAACGUGUAGCAAAUACCGGAAAAGAAACAACAGAGUCAAUAUAUUUAUAAUUAAUCUGGCAAUUGGAGACUUAGCCGUGUGUUUUGCAACCAUGACGACGGAGAUUCUUUUUGUUUGCUUUGGCGAGUGGGUAUUAGGUAAUUUUGGAUGUAAAUUGUUAACAUACAUCCAAGUUGUGACACUUUCAAGUACAACGUUUAUUCUAGCUGCUAUGGGAUUUGAUCGAUAUAUGGCAAUAUGCCGACCUUUACGUUUCACGGCAUCAAGUUCAAGGUCACGGUCAAUGAUCAUAGUGUCGUGGUGUCUUUCAUUCGUGGUCUCCAUUCCACAAUUAUUUAUUUUUAAACAAACGGUAGACGGUGUCCAUUCCGAUCAGACUUUAAAGUACGGUUGUCAUAGCCAAGGAUAUACAGCGCCAUGGCAGCGAAAAACCUACAUUACAUUCAUGUCUUUUUAUAUCCUUAUCUUUCCAAGUGUUCUUCUUUCCUUCUGCUACAUAAACGUUGCUAGAGUUGUCUGGAAACAAGGAAGGUCUGAAACCUAUCUAUCAAAUAGCGAUAUUUCUCUCAGACGAUUCAUUGUGAAUAAAGGAAUAAUAUCUCUUGCCAAAAUGAAAACUGUGAAAAUGACAUUUUGUAUUAUUCUCACGUUUAUCGCCUGCUGGACGCCUUAUUUUGUGACGACAUUGUGUUUAAUUUAUAGUAACUACACACUACAUAUUCCAAAUUCAGUGAUGGCAUUCGCAGAAACGAUAGCAUUACUUCAAAGUGCUGUAAACCCUGUUGUAUACGGCAUAUUCAACAUUCAGAUCUUUAGGGGUUUAGCGGAAGUGUUUUGCCCGAAAAAGCUCAAACCGAAACGACCAAAUAGUCUUGCAAAGUACCAUAAUAUUAAUGGCUUUUACUGUAUGUCGGCCACUGAUGGAAAGAAUCGAAUUAACCUGACAGACAACUCAAAUCAUUUAGCUGUCCGCUGUCACGACCGGCAAUCGCGCUCGGCAACAUCCAGUGAGGAUGGCUCUCUAGAAAGACCUCAAAGCUCAACCAGCAGGUCACAUGGUGGGUGCAUUAUCGCCGAAUCAAACAUGAACGGUUUUAAACUGAGGGUAAGAUUCAUGACAAAGGAACAUGUGAUUGUUCAUGACCGUCAUGGUCGUCGUUUGUAUCCAGGAAGUAAUCCGCGAGAAACAGAAAAACAGCUAGAAUGUACUGUUUGAUUUUGAAUAGUGAAUUACUGUUUAAAAAUAAAAUUGAGAUAUUUAAAGCACGACGGUGAUAUAUUGAAAAGACAACUCCAGCCAGGAUGGAAUGUUGGAUAAAUUGAUAGUGUUUGUUAGGUGCUUAUUUCUCAUCGUUUAUUGUUUUAUUUUCUUUUUUCUUUUUGAUAUUCAUUUUACUUUUAAGAUAUACUAUGCUCAAAUUAUAUAUUUUUAGCUAUUGAUAAUUGCUUCACAGUCUCUUUAUGAAUAUAGAUUAAACAUGUUUUGACUACACACAAAGUAGGUAUCUUAUGUUUAAAAGUUUUACAAACCAUAGGUGGCCACACUAAGAAUAUAUAGUGCCAUU
Molecule: messenger RNA, 1796 nt
Organism: Ruditapes philippinarum (Manila clam)
Lineage: Eukaryota; Metazoa; Mollusca; Bivalvia; Venerida; Veneridae
Product: neuropeptide S receptor-like
Exons: 1
Coding region: 11-1447 (478 amino acids)
Biological process (GO): G protein-coupled receptor signaling pathway
Cellular component (GO): membrane
Molecular function (GO): peptide binding; vasopressin receptor activity
Source: RefSeq, a predicted model, not a curated record